AUGGCCGACGUCGAGCUCGCCUCUAUCGCUGUAGGCGGUCGUCUACAGCAACGUCAGACCGCGUCAGACCGCGUCAGACCGGUCCCUCCGUUGGCAGCUCCGGUGUUGGCGGAGAUCCUCGGGAUCAACCCUCGGGCCCUCCCCCCACCUCCCCCAGCCCUUUCUGCAACCUCCGGGACGCUGGGGGCACCUCAGGCGCCCCCCACCGUCGCCCAGCGCGCACGGCCGGAAGCGGGGAAACUCCGGACGAGAGACGCGGAAGACAGAGCACGGAAGCGCAAUCAAGAGAAUCGAGACCGCAACGAGGCAGCUCGCCAGGAGCGCCUCCGUGCGGACUUGGAGGCGGCGGCUAAGGCGAAGGCAGCAGCGCGAAGAGCCCAAGAAGCUGCAAAGGUCACGGCCAUCGAUCGUGCCCUCGACCUACUCAAAGGGGCAGGGGUGACCCUUGGUGACUUCUUGCAAGACACGCUCAGUGACCGCCAUGAGGAGGCCUGGCGCUAUCAUCAACUCUUCAGUGACGAGGCGGUAGUCAGCAAGGUCGUCGAUGCCAUGGCGUCGAAGAGGAAUCGAGCGAAAGCGCGGCACAGGGUCGAGAGCGCGAUGCUCGAAGUGAUUGCGCGCGUCGUCGAGCACGAGGCUACGGCCAUCACGAAGAGCGGCGUGCUCCGUCCACCUUCGAAGGUCGACGAGGACUUCGUGUUAGGCUUCAAGUUCACGAACCUCGUCGAGCUCAUAAACCCGGAGUGUCCAUCCAUUGUGACGCUCUUGAGGCGCAUUGUCCAGACACCGAGGCAAACAGAUCAGUGCUCAGAGGCGAAGCUUGAACACAAAGAGUUCAUCACAUCUAUGUACACGGCGCUUCUGCUAGGUGAACGAAGUCAGCAUAACUCGUGGUUCCGACACGUUUUCGGACUUUACCUCUACUCGGAGGGCGCAUCUCGCCAGCUCAUUACGGUCUUGAAUCACCUCGGCAUUACAGUCAGCUAUGUGACCCUCGCAGGAGGCGGAGCCCUACCUGCGCUUCCGGAGACGUCCGCGACGGAGAGGCAUGAAGGAGAGAACGAACCUGCGGAGGAUGAGGUCGACGAUCCCACGCUUGUGGAAGAUCAUUCCCAUCCCCGCGCUCAUGAGCAAGGGGCGAGUGGUGGGAAGAUGGGCACGCUGCAGAAGCUGACCCUCGAGAUGCGCAAGGUAGCGCGGCGGAUGGCGAAGAAGAACAGCUUCUUGCUGGUAUACGACAACAUCAACAUGAUGUGGCGGGUCGCCGAGCAGAUAGUAGGGCGUACCGGUGGGUUGAAUGGAAAUCCGCGUGCGCUUUCGCUAACUCAGUGCCGCACUACAGACUCCAUGCAAAACGGCACAUGCGCGACGGCCCUGCCACUUUUUAAUGCAAAGGCUGAAGACCUGCGAACGUCAACGUUAGAGAAGCGCUUCGAUGAGGCGCGCGAGCUCCAGAUUGAAGAUCUGCUGCUUACCCCGCAGUACUAUGCGCGGCUUCGCAAGCUCUUCGUCCACUGUGUCAUGCGAAUUAUCGUGCGACGUGGUGGACAGGUGCUGCAGGCGAAGUUUGGGAAGAAGCUGAAGCAGACUGAGCCACGGACGAACAGCAGGAUCGCGCCACAUACCACCAGUGUCCAUCCCCUGCCCGCGCGUCCCAUCAACGAGAACUCGAAGACCGGCAAUGCCGAUGUUAUUCGGGAGUUCAUGGAAGAGCUGGGACAGCCCACCACGGCGACUGAGUUUGCGGACGAAGUACGUCUGGUGGCUGGGGAUCAGCUCUCCAUGGCGCGCUUGAGGGAGGUGGGCGAAGUGAGAGCCGAGAACGAGGGCGGUGCGUCCAGCCUCCGCCACAUCCUGUACACGCCGGGGCUAUUCCACUAUCGAAUCAACGCUACAACGGCGCUGCUGCUGGCUUACCUCGGCAAGAAGAAUCGCGACAUCUCGAACCCCGCCUCCCUGCACGCGCACAACACCAUUCUCCGUUGCAAGCCCAUCGUCGCCACCUCCCUUCCGUCUUUUCGAACGUCCGAGGACGUCAUCAACGAGUCAAAAGACACUCGCAUCCUCGACUGUGCUCUGCGAGUUUCCGGCAAGGCGUCGCUCGCGGAAUACGUGGCGGAUCCUGACUUGGACUGGGCGACCUUGAAAGGGCAUGCAGAUGCGAUAGUAGAUCGCUAUGCGGAUGCGAGGGUAGCCGAGCGCCAUCGCCGGGAGCGGGAACGGGGGAACGAAGAUGCUGGGGAUCAGGUUUUCGAAAGCGCCGUCCUAUUCCUUCGCGAUGCGCUCUUGUUGCAGGAGUUCAAGGACGCUAUCAAAUCCGGCGACUCUGGUCGUGUUCUCACCGUCCUCGAGAGCUGGGUCUUCAGCUACCGAGGCCUCGGUCGUGUGCAGUACGCGAACGAGGUGCUCAUUCUACUUCAUAAUUACAAGAUCGUGUGGCCUAAGAAAAUUCGGGACAUUCUCUUGCAAAAUUGGCUCGUCAACACCACAGGCCGACCCAACGGGUUCCUCGAGGUGGAUCGCUUGCAAGAGCACCUCAACUACUGGAUCAAGAAUUAUUUUCAGGCCCACGGGAGCAACGCAUCGUGGAAUUGGUUGGGUGCUAUCUCGCCGUGCGUGGUGAUCCUACGCUCCCUCUCGAACGAGAUCAGCAGUACGCUCGGCGCGAGACAGGGCAAGCGCCACGCCACGCCCGACCGCACCAAGGAUAUCGACGAACUCAUGGCCAGCCUCGCGCGACACAAGGUCUACGAGUACUGCCCGGGCCGGCGCUUCGAUGCGGACGACACGAGCCAAGUUGACGACGUUAUAGCGCUUGGCUUGAACAAGCUUAUGAAGGGUGGCGCGACAUUACCUUUGGCUCACCACAACGCAUCCUUCAAAGCUCUUCAGGCCGCGUACCGCAUCCCUCCCCUAGUUGGGACUUCCUCUAGCGCUCGGGAGGCGACAUCUCAAGCCGCGGAUGAAGAGGCGCCUGCACGCGCGGCUCCUGCAACCGCUCCGGGCUCGUCCUCGCUCGCCGCCGCGAUUGAUGAGGUGAUGGACCGGCCUCACAUCGAAGUCCUCAACGACGAAGAGAACCUUUGGGCGGCCAUGGAACGCGAAGCUCUUGCCGAUUUCUCCGGCGAUGAAGAGGAUCCCUACGCGCCCGAUCUUGAUGCCGACUGGGUGCCAGAUGAAGACGACGACAUCAUGUCGAACAAAGAUUCCGAUAUUGACGACUCCGGCGAGGAUGCAGAGGGUAUGGGGGGUGGUGAGGACACGGAGGAUGGCGAGGACGAGGAGAAUGUCUUCUAGGCCGCGCUCGUCAUGUUUACUUGCUUGCAAUCUCGCAUUCACGCCUCUCUGACCGACCUAGUACAUGUCUAUGUCAUACUAAGUACCCACGAAGGCGAAAGGCGCGCUUCGGGCGCGCCACUGAGGCGCCGGGCGCGCGCGCCACUCUCAACUUUCAGAGUCGUCCUGGGGUCCGGACCCCAGGAUUGCGUCCCCUCUACGGAGUUGCCCAGUCCGCUCGCGAGCUCGCGGUCCGUUUUCAAAUAUCCCCCUCCCUUUGCCAAUUCCCCCCAACCGAGCCGAACCGCUCACGGACCGCAGCCGCGAGCGGGAACAACUGGCUGGCGAGUCUAGUGUGUCGCAAAAGACGACGUGGGUCUCGUCACGCUCGAAUAAUCGCG
This is a messenger RNA of Schizophyllum commune H4-8, 3677 nucleotides long. RefSeq lists its product as uncharacterized. The record is from RefSeq and is a predicted model, not a curated record. NCBI's taxonomy places the organism in Eukaryota, Fungi, Basidiomycota, Agaricomycetes, Agaricales, Schizophyllaceae. The transcript is spliced from 7 exons. The coding region runs from base 1 to 3297 and encodes 1098 amino acids.